Molecule: messenger RNA, 3668 nt
Organism: Betta splendens (Siamese fighting fish)
Lineage: Eukaryota; Metazoa; Chordata; Actinopteri; Anabantiformes; Osphronemidae
Gene: dvl2
Product: dishevelled segment polarity protein 2
Exons: 15
Coding region: 354-2657 (767 amino acids)
Biological process (GO): canonical Wnt signaling pathway; intracellular signal transduction
Cellular component (GO): cytosol
Molecular function (GO): frizzled binding
Source: RefSeq, a predicted model, not a curated record
GACGUCACACGCCGCGUUGGCUCGCAGAAAGUGGCGAAAAGUUUUCAGACCCCCUCCUCUGUAUGUUUUUGUUGGGGGAAAAGUUGUAGGUCGUGUGAAUGUAGUGUGUCCGUCGUCCGUUAGACCCCCGGGAGCAGAGGGAAUGCGAGCUUUUCCAGCAGGCUUUUGACGCUUCACGUCCUCUGGCUCGGAGUGGAAAUCUGUCCGGCCGUUAUCGCUUCACCUCUGCCGUUUAGCCACCUAGCUAGCUCCGCUGCUAGCCGACUAGCCGCAGCGUUAACGCUACCUCGCCUCACACUCCCAUUCUUGUGGCUGCUUCCACCUUUGCGUGGCGAGAAAAGGCAACCGCGGCGAUGGCGGAAACCAAAAUAAUUUAUCACAUCGACGAAGAGGAGACGCCGUAUUUGGUGAAGAUCCCCAUCGCUGCCGAAAACAUCACUUUGCUGGAUUUUAAACAGGUCCUGAACAAACCAAACUACAAGUUCUUCUUCAAGUCUAUGGACCAGGACUUCGGGGUGGUGAAGGAAGAGAUUUCUGACGAUAGUGCCAAGUUGCCAUGUUUCAACGGCAGAGUGGUGUCAUGGUUGGUAUCUUCGGACACUGUAGCUGCAGAGCCUCCGGUGGCAGUGGUCCCGCCGGUGGAAGCCCCGACCCAGCCUUCGCCCCCUCCUCCGCCCUUGCCACCCCCACCUGCAGAGAGAACUGGGGGUAUCGGGGACUCUAGACCACCUUCCUUCCACCCCAAUGCUACCGGCAGCGUGGAGACGCUGGACGACCAGACUGAAACAGAGUCUGUAGUUUCCUUCAGGAGAGAGAGGCCGCGGCACCGAGAUAACAUGGAGCAGCACGGUCCUCGUAUAAAUGGCCAGAGUCGUCUGGAGCGCCACCUGGCAGGAUACGAGAGCUCCAGCACCAUGAUGAGCAGCGAGCUGGAGACGACCAGCUUCUGUGACUCUGACGACGAUGACACCAUGAGCAGGUUCAGCAGUGCAACGGAGCAGAGCACAGCCUCUAGGCUUCUUAAACGGCACCGUCGACGCAGGAAGCAGCGCCCCCCUCGUCUGGAGAGGGCCUCUUCCUUCAGCAGUGUGACCGACUCCACAAUGUCCUUGAAUAUCAUCACCGUCACUCUCAACAUGGAGAAGUACAACUUCUUGGGGAUCAGCAUUGUGGGUCAGAGCAAUGAGAGAGGGGACGGAGGGAUCUACAUUGGCUCCAUCAUGAAAGGAGGAGCUGUGGCUGCAGACGGGCGCAUAGAGCCCGGUGACAUGCUGCUGCAGGUGAACGACAUCAACUUUGAGAACAUGAGCAACGACGAUGCAGUGCGAGUGCUGAGAGAGAUCGUACACAAGCCAGGACCCAUCAUCCUCACAGUGGCCAAGUGCUGGGACCCCUCUCCUCAGGGCUACUUCACGCUGCCUCGUAAUGAACCAAUCCGACCCAUUGACCCGGCAGCGUGGGUCAGUCACUCUGUGGCAAUGACUGGGGCCUACCCUCCCUACCCAGGCAGCUCCUCGCUCAGCACUAUCACCUCGUCCUCCUCUGUCACAGAGACUGAACGUUUUGACGACUUCAACUUGUCACUACACUCUGACAUGGCGUCCGUUGCAAAGGCUAUGGCCUCACCAGAGUCGGGUCUAGAGGUCAGGGACCGCAUGUGGCUUAAAAUCACCAUCCCCAACGCUUUCCUUGGCUCAGAUGUAGUAGAGUGGCUUUUUCACCACAUUGAGGGAUUUCAGGACCGCCGUGAAGCCAGGAAAUACGCCAGCAACCUGCUGAAGGCAGGCUUCAUUCGACACACAGUCAACAAAAUCACCUUUUCCGAACAAUGCUACUACGUUUUUGGAGACUUAAGCGACUGUGAGAACUACAUGGCCAAUCUGUCACUGAAUGACAAUGAUGGCUCCAGUGGAGCCUCCGACCAGGACACGCUGGCCCCUCUGCCACUCCCUGGUGCCUCCCCGUGGCCCAUGAUGCACACCUUCCCCUACCAGCCCUACCCUACACAUCCCUACUCCAGCCAGCCACCUCCCUACCACGAGCUCACCAGCUAUAGCUACGUCCCCGGCAGCACCGGCAGCCAGCACAGCGAAGGCAGCCGAAGCAGCGGCUCGACAAGAAGCGAGGGCGAGCGACGUCGCGGCAGCAAGGGCCCAGGGAGCACCGUGGGUGGAGGGGAGAAAUCGCCCUCUGGUGGGGGAGGAGAAGGUGGCGGGGCUGACUCACGCUCGGGCAGCGGCAGUGAAUCGGAGUACUCCACCCGCAGCAGCCUGAGACGCGGUCAUGGUUCGGCCGCCCCCAGCGAGCACAGCCACGCCUCCUCUCAGCGCUCACAUCAUCACCGCAUGCCCCAGCCACCCCACCUGUCCCCAUACCCUCCAGGCAUCCUGCCUUACAACCCCAUGAUGGUGAUGAUGGUACCACAGCACCCACACGCUGCCAUGGCGGCUGCUCACGCUCUUCCUCACACGCAGCAGAUGCCUGCACCCCCUAUGCACCCAGCUCUACCCCCGCCACCCUCCUCCACUCCAGGGGGGCCUCCUGGCGCCCCACCCACUCGUGACCUGGGCUCCGUUCCCCCUGAGCUGACUGCGUCGCGGCAGUCAUUUCACCUGGCCAUGGGAAACCCCAGCGAGUUCUUUGUGGAUGUAAUGUAGUUUCCUAUCUUGGUGUUGAGUGACCAUUCGUGUGCAGUUGGUGUACAGUUCCCACUUGUUUUGACGAGGAUCUAGUGGUAGCUAUUUGAGCUCACAAGGGCCUUCUGGAUUGAAGGCACUUGUUACACACUUGGUGAGAACAGGGUUUAACUUUUACAGAGAAAAUAGGACGAACAAAAUUAAUUCAUAUGGAAUAAUUUGUCUAGUUUUUUCUUCUUUGGAUCCACUACAAACUACACUACAUCGAUUUAAUUCCUAAAUCCUGCAAGACCAGUUCUACCUUCUUAUUGUAGUAGGAGCUCAUUUGUGAGAAAAAUAUUUCUUUAGGAGCCACUAAAUCAUAGAACUGUCCAUCCAGGAAGUGCACAGACAACAGUACAACACUAGAGGGUGAGGUCUACGCCGUACUUGAAAAGGACACAAUCCUACAUGUGUGUCUUGAUCAUCCGGCCAGAUUCCUCAAGAGCACAGGAGUAUGUUGAGUGCCUUACUCUUCGAACAACAUUUUUAACACUCCAGGUACAUCAUGGUCUAGCAUGGUUUGACCGUGAACUCCUUUGUAUAUAUCUGCCACUCCAAUGUACAUGCUGCAAACCAGAACAGGAAAAUCUAAUGUGAAAAGGAAAGUAGGUCCAGAAAAUGACAGCAUCAAAUAUCACUAAUUGUGAGGAGAGCCGUGGUUUUCAUUGUAGGACUAUAGAGGCUUAAUGGUACUAAUUGGCAAUACAGUGCUGACAGUGGUACUUUUUGAUUGCAUACAGUGUAUAUCUAAAGUAACUGUGAUCCAAAACUGUAGCUCCACGUGCUUCUUUUUAUGUUACUGACUCGCAUUAUUCACCCAUUUCAUUUUUGUAUGACUGACUAUGUAAAUCAUGUAUAACCAAACUAUUAAGGUGCUAAAUGAAGAGUCAAUGUUUCAAAAAUAAUAACUUUUGACAAUGUCACGUUGUUUGAAUUUUGUAUGGCCACCUUGGUUUGUGUAUUUGAGAAUAAAUUUGAUACUGACGUACA